This is a messenger RNA of Rhagoletis zephyria (snowberry fruit fly), 777 nucleotides long. RefSeq lists its product as uncharacterized. NCBI's taxonomy places the organism in Eukaryota, Metazoa, Arthropoda, Insecta, Diptera, Tephritidae. The record is from RefSeq and is a predicted model, not a curated record.
GAAACAGUUCGGACAAAGUUAAGAGCCGGUGAAACGCAAGACUGAAAGCAGAAAAACCCAAAAGCUACUGUGACAUUACCAAAAAGAUUUAAAAUGUCAUAUCGUGGUCGCUCGUACACAAAUUUCGGCUUGUUGACCAGACUGUGCUUCAUGCUCGCACUGGCUUUGAUUUUCCAGCUAAACGGAAUACAUGGCAUCCCAUUUUUUCCAAAACCUAUUGACUGUGGUCCGCCCAAUGUUUAUCCUGAGCUCUGUGUUCAUGGUAACUUCAGUGUGAAUUUCAACCCUGAGUUCUGCCUUGCACGCACAAUAUGCUAUAAGGGUCUGGGUGAGUCCUGCCAACAGUAUGGAGAGGCAAGCGAUUGCAAGCCAGGCUUAUACUGCAGCUGCGACCGCUGCAGUCGAAAAUUGACGCUCUGCGGCAGCAAUGUACCCAAACUUUCGCCUUGGGCAGAGUUUGCGAAACGCAUGCAACCAAAUCUGCAGGAAUACGGUUUUUAAGAUGACACAUUUGGUUGUCGGCUGUUGGGUGUUAAACAAUUAAUUAAACGAAAACAUAAAAUGCAGGCUCAGCUUGAAAGAUAUACAUUUGUUUAUGCACUAUAAUAUGUAGUACUCGUAUAACUAAUUAUUUAAUAUUUAACUAGAAAAGAAUAGUGACAUCUGGCAGCCACUAUGCAUAUAUAUAAUGACUAUGACUUAAAAUAUUAAAACCAUUCACGAAAUGUCGUAUAAAUAUUCGUAUGAAAUCAUUUACAUUACUCCUGAAAUAAAGAU